Molecule: messenger RNA, 487 nt
Organism: Aethina tumida (small hive beetle)
Lineage: Eukaryota; Metazoa; Arthropoda; Insecta; Coleoptera; Nitidulidae
Gene: Dad1
Product: dolichyl-diphosphooligosaccharide--protein glycosyltransferase subunit DAD1
Exons: 2
Coding region: 86-424 (112 amino acids)
Biological process (GO): protein N-linked glycosylation
Cellular component (GO): membrane; oligosaccharyltransferase complex
Source: RefSeq, a predicted model, not a curated record
UUAUCGAUUGACAACACAGAAUAAACUUUUUGACACGCUGUCACCGGUACCUAUUAAGUUUACCAUUUAUUUUUGUAGCAAAAACAUGGCUCAAAUAGGCGCCGUCCUUUCAAGAUUCUACACAGACUACAACAACAAGACACCGAAGAAACUAAAACUAAUCGAUGCUUAUCUGCUGUACAUAUUAUUAACGGGCAUUGUUCAAUUCAUUUACUGCUGUUUGGUGGGCACUUUUCCCUUCAACUCAUUCCUCAGUGGAUUUAUCUCCUGUGUGAGUUGCUUCGUGUUAGCAGUGUGCUUACGAUUGCAAGUCAACCCAGAAAAUAAGAACCAAUUUUAUGGUAUCAGCCCAGAGAGAGGUUUUGCAGACUUCAUAUUUGCCCAUGUCGUGUUACAUUUAGUUGUUAUGAAUUUCAUUGGAUAAUUUCACUUUUAGUUUAUAUGUUUGUAAUUUUUUAAAGUAAAUAAAUGAUAUAUUGAUAACUCA